AUGUCAGAAUCUACACCCCGGAAACGCUCUCGGCUGGCAUGCUCAUUGUGUCAAUCCCGUAAGCGAAAAUGUUCAGGUGGACAGCCCUGUAGUACUUGCGCCCAGACUGGUGCAGAGUGCCAAUACAGUGCGCGAAAGAAACGCGCCAGAUCACAUAGCCAGUAUCAAGCGAGUCUCUCGCUCGAUGAACGACCUACAGAUGGCUGGCCAAAGGCAAUUUCGAAUACAGACAGUGCUGGAGGCAGUGCUGCAGCUCAGGCUUCCCCUCAUCAACAAGGCAAGUCGGCGGACGGGACUCAUUCGUUACAGGCGAAUUCGGGAGCAGCCUUCGUCCGCAAACUUGGGUUGAGAAUUGACCCGGCUCAAGCGCCACGGUUGCAUUUAUUUGCGUGGAACGUUGGCGAAAGGCGUCUAUCGCCAUCGCUGCCAUCGUCGCUUUCGCUCGUCACGGCCCCAACGCCGGCGACCAUCACCAAGAUCAUAUCACAAGAAGAGAUGCGACGAUUAGCAGCGAUUUACUUCGAGAAGGUGGAUCCGUGCUAUGCAUUUCUAGAUCGUAAGACAGUUUUUCUCCAAAUUGCAAACCGUUGGCAACCCUCAGAAACACCUAUCGACCUCACAGAGAACCCUUACGAUGCGGUUUUAUGCGGCGUCGCUGCCUUUGGAUAUCUGUUCUCGCGACGAGAGAUUGUAGCCUUGGAACUCCGUCUCAUUGAAACUGCCCGGACUCUCCUAGACAGGAGCAUCCUUGCCGCGGAACUACCAUCGGUUGAUGCAGUGACAGGCUGGGUGUUGCGCGCCGCAUAUCUACGCAUGACGGCUUCAUCACAUGCGGCAUGGAUGGCCAGCUGUACGUUAAUGCAUUUGAUUGAAGCGGCAGGAUUACAUGUUGAGGCGUCAGAUCCAGAGGUAGCAGGCCUACUGCCGUUUUCACCGACCGAGCUACGGGAUAGUCACGUUGGCACCGAGUUAUCAAACGACAACCAGAGGACCAGCGAUCCCGAUACACGACGCAGGCUCUUCGGUAUGGCUCGUCAUCUGAACACAUGGAUAUCCUUUGAUUUGGGUCGCUCCCGAGUUGUCCUCCACGGUGCCACAGCACUCUCAUCCACAACCACCUCUCGUAACGCCCCAACCUCAGCAUCAACACGGGCCCCUCGUGACGACCUCUUCCGCCUCCUCCCUCUCUCCGAAAGCCUAGAUCCAACGGGCCCAUCACCCCAAGACCUCCCAGAACUCGAACACGCUCUCACCUCCGUCCUCGACCUCCUUUACUCCGAGCCGUCCCUAAUCCUCGUUCAGUGUAAUUUAAUGCUCUGCAUCUACCGACGGCUCCGAGCCCUAAAUCCACAUGGUCCUCUCUCCUCCAAUCUACUCGAUCGUGUGCUUGCACUCGCAGGCCGUGGCCUCCGAGCCGCACGAGGAAUGGUCGCCUCCACCUGUCCUUGGCACCAGGUUGCCAACGUCCCUUUCCAAGUCGUCUGCACGCUCCUAGCCAUCGACAACCGGGCAGCGCUAGCACUGCUUGCUGAUGCAAUGCGCACGCUGCGUGAAGUACUUGCAGCCUAUGACACGCCAUCCAUGCGCGAGGCGUAUUCUACCGCCUACUUGCUCAUUGCUUUGCAUCAACGGAGGAAGGAGGAUGAUACCCAUGCUCUUGCCGAGGUGCUACGUGUCAACUCUGCUGCCGCAGGGCCUAAGCAAGAAUUGAAUAAUAUGCCUGCUGUGAAUGCACAGCCUACACUGGAUAAUUUAAGCCAGAUUCGAGACCAGAAUCACAAUCAGAAUCAGAUGCGGGAUGAGCCGGUGGCGCAAGUCUCUGAUGCGGAGUUUUCGUGGCUUGGAGAUUUGAUGAUUGAUAUGCCCAGCCUACAGAAUUUCGAUUUGGACCAAUUCCUCAUGACGGAUGUCCCUUGGCCAUUACCCGAGAUGGGGAUUUAG
Penicillium soppii is the source of this 1941-nucleotide messenger RNA. Its product is annotated as putative C6 transcription factor. Gene Ontology annotation, molecular function: zinc ion binding; DNA-binding transcription factor activity, RNA polymerase II-specific. Gene Ontology annotation, biological process: response to xenobiotic stimulus; regulation of DNA-templated transcription. The transcript has a single exon. The record is from RefSeq and is a predicted model, not a curated record. Lineage: Eukaryota; Fungi; Ascomycota; Eurotiomycetes; Eurotiales; Aspergillaceae. The coding region runs from base 1 to 1941 and encodes 646 amino acids.